This is a messenger RNA of Gadus chalcogrammus (walleye pollock), 5462 nucleotides long. RefSeq names its product zinc finger protein Eos-like. The coding region runs from base 524 to 2254 and encodes 576 amino acids. Gene Ontology annotation, molecular function: RNA polymerase II cis-regulatory region sequence-specific DNA binding; DNA-binding transcription factor activity. Lineage: Eukaryota; Metazoa; Chordata; Actinopteri; Gadiformes; Gadidae. The transcript is spliced from 8 exons. Gene Ontology annotation, biological process: regulation of transcription by RNA polymerase II. The record is from RefSeq and is a predicted model, not a curated record.
GUCACACGGAAAAACCAAAACAAGUGGAUGACAUUUCUGACAGAAGCGGCCCGAACGGCGCCACCGGGAGAAGGUAACGAGCACGAACCACGUCGAGCCGACCCGGUCCCGGUGUCCCCCGCCUCACAGUACAUACUGGAAGCGUGUCGUCACUGCUGGUUCACUCUAUUUCAGUAAGAGCGGGCUAGCCCAAUGCUAACCAGAGCUAGCAUCAUGGGAGGGGGGCGGCUGCCAUAGCAACCGUCUGAGAAACACUGUGGCGCUUAAUGCUAGCUCAACCAACUAGCUAGCUAGAUAAUACAUCUACCACCUUAGUGACUCACGGUGAGCGCGGACCGCCUCGUCGCUCCUCGUCUAGCGGGCUUUAGAGACCUCAGAGCCCGCGGCCAUGCGUCGCUGCCCGGGUCGCGGCGGGCUGGAACUGAUCUGGGCUGUGAUCUGAUCAGACCCGAGCCUCACGUCACUUGUCAGAGGGCGAGAGGAGCCGCCAGACUAUCUGGUCCACCCCGACACUCGUUUGAGUAUGGAUGUAGAUGACUGCAAUGGCUCGUCCUAUAUAUCAGGUGCAGCAAGUGGUGAGUCUUCAGUGGAGAGGGAGUUUCCUGGGGCGCCCGGGGUUCCAUCAGCAAGCACCCCCAACAGCCAGCACACCUCUCCUAGCCGCUCGCUCAGUGCUAACUCCAUUAAGGUGGAGCUGUACAGCGACGAUGAGCCGGGCCGGGGGGGUGAGGAGGACGGGGGGGAGGACGGGGGUCCGGACCACGGGGGGGAGGGCGGAGGGGCCUACAGGGAGAUGAACCACGUGGACGCCAUGACCUCCGGAGCCACUCGACUUCCCAACGGGAAGCUCAAGUGCGACAUCUGUGGCAUGAUCUGCAUCGGACCCAACGUCCUCAUGGUGCACAAGCGCAGCCACACAGGUGAGCGACCCUUCCAGUGUAAUCAGUGCGGCGCUUCGUUCACUCAGAAGGGAAACCUCCUCCGACACAUUAAGUUGCACUCGGGAGAGAAGCCCUUUAAAUGCCCCUUCUGCAGUUAUGCCUGUCGUAGGAGAGACGCCCUCACCGGCCACCUCCGCACUCAUUCGGUGUCCUCCCCUACCGUAGGGAAGCCCUACAAGUGCAGCUACUGCGGGCGGAGCUACAAGCAGCAGAGCACCCUGGAGGAGCACCGCGAGCGAUGCCACAGCUACCUGCAGAGUCUGGAGACGCUGCACCCCGCCAGCACCCACCUCCCAGGAGAGGAGCUGAGGUUCACCCCUGACUCUGUGCUGCAGCCGCCCUCAGACCAGUUCCUCGACGGCCUCACUAGUAACUUCGCCAAGCGAAAGAGAUCAACACCACAGAGAUUUGUAGGACAGAAGCACAUGCGUCUCAACAUGGCCGACGCGCCCUACGAGCUCAGCGCUGCGUUUGAGAAGGACGGAGACCUGAACCCUGCCCACCUUGAGACGCCCCACUUCCCCGGUCUGGGGGGAGACUACGCCGCUGCCCCAGGUGGAGGAGGUGGAGGUGAUGGAGGUGGAGGAGGAGGGGAUGGAGGAGGAGGGCUGACGGAGCUGACGGAGCAGCCCGCGCCGCCCCGCGGCCCUCCGUCGGCUCGGCCCUUGCGUUUGUCGGAGCUCCGCCCCUUGCUCAGCUCCGCGCACAGAGCCCCGCCCCCUCCGCAGGGGGCGCGGCUGGACUGUAUGGGGGGCGGCGGCACCGGGGGAAGGGAAGCGGCGGAGGGCCACGAGGACCUGCCCUCUGGCCGCAGCGGCGCGCCGUCGCCUAGCAACGGUUGCCAGGACUCCACGGACACAGAGAGCCUGCACGACGAGCCGCAACUCCUCCACCACCACCACCACCACAACAACAACCUCCACUACAGCGGCGGCCCGGGCCCCGCCCCCCCGCCGCACCACCGGGCCCGAGGGAGACCCCUCCCCGGGCACGCCAAAGACGCGGAGCGGGAGGAGGCCGCCCCCCCGGGGGGCCACGCCUUCGCCGCCGCCCAGCCCACGCCGGGCUCCCCCGCCGCCCCCUCCUCCACCUCCCGGGAGGCGCUGCGGGUGGUGGACGGGGACGGGCGCGCCGUGCGCUCGUUCCGCUGCGAGCACUGCCGCGUGCUGUUCCUGGACCACGUCAUGUUCACCAUCCACAUGGGCGCGCACGGCUUCCGCCAGCCCUUCGAGUGCAACAUCUGCGGGCACCGCAGCCAGGACCGCUACGAGUUCUCCUCCCACAUCGUCCGGGGGGAACACCUGCUGGAGUGAGGAGUCGGGGUCGGGCAGGAGGUCACCUGAUCCACCAGGAGGGCUCCUAUUGGAAGGACCCCCCCCCCCCCUGCUCCUUUUGGAGGGAACCCGCUGCUCCUAUUGGAGGAACCGCCCUGCUUUGCUCCUAUUGGAGGAACCCCGUUGCUCUGCUCCUAUUGGAGGAACCCCGUUGCUCUGCUCCUAUUGGAGGAACCCCCUUGCUCUGCUCCUAUUGGAGGAACCCCCUGGCUGAGUUUGAUCUGCACAACGUACCCACAGAGGGAUCGGUAGUGGUCCACACUGGCCUCUGAGUCAGGACACUUUAACUAGUAGAUUCUCUAGAGAGGUGUGGCUUAAAGAGAACUCCAAGGAAGGUCACAUCAUUUUAAAUCUAAAAACAAGGUCCUAUCAUUCUUAAUGCACUUUGAACGAUGAAUAUCUCUGAAAAUGCACUUUUGAAUUAUUUUAUUAUAGUAGAUGAGUCAUCACUGCACCUUUCUAUCUUCAGAAGUGCCUUGCUCUAAAACAAUAUUUGACCCUUUGCUUUCUGAUCAACAGUAUAUGCUUGAUGUUAUUUAAUGUCUGAGAAGUUCCCCUCGUCUGCACUUUGACCGAGAUAUUGCAAAAGAAUAGCUUACGAUGUGGUCGCGGUCCUUUUUAAAACGAGCUCACCGUACACGGUGAAGUCGACACUUGUAUUCCUUUUUCUUUUUUUUUUAAGAUAAGCUUAAGAGCACUUUCCUCCAGCUUCAUUCCUCCACUCUCUGAAGGUGGGGGCUUCUCUGUCGGGGCCAGGAGGGGUUUCGAAUGCAGACCAAACUUGGCCCGACCUGUACGAGGAAACAGUCUGGACCUCGGUUAGGAAAGCACUUUGUUAGCUGUGUGUGUAGAGGAUGAAGGGACAGGGAAGAGACCCAUGUGAAGGGAAACUGAAAGGCUUUUAUUGGUGUGAAUGGUGGAUAGAAAUGUAUGAUAUAUCUAUUUUUCUGGCUUUUGUUGCACUGAUACCUGCCGGAACACAAUUAUAUGAAAAUAUUUUAUGGGAGAAUACAUUUAUGACAUGCACAUUUCACUGAAAGUCUAAGGAAAGAAGGUUAUUUUUUUCAAAGCGUUUCAAAUUCCCUCUAAAGAGGACAGACACUGCCACUCACAGGAAGACGACUCGUCCAUGAAGAUGUCCUGAACCCCUCCCCUUACUUAUGAAACACAACCAAACUGUUAAUGUGGGGUGUAUUUCAGGUAGUGUACAGUUUGGACGGUGCCUUUAUGACCGGGACUCGAUUGAAGGACAUGAAACCAAACGUCACGUCUCGACAGGUGAUCCUCCACGUUGUCGGCGACUCUGAGCGAACUCUUCUGAACCUCUGAUUGGGUUCUGCAGAGACGGGAGAGGCAGAAGUACACAGUGGGAUCUAUUCCAACUCCCUUUUUGGAGAAUUAGCGUAUGCUUAUUUGAGAUGGCCUUGAGGUGCAUUGGAUUUGAAACACGUUUGAAAUGAGUUUUGAAGUUUUCUGCCCGUUAGUUAUAACCUGGCUUUAUUAUCGUCAUAGAAUAUUAACUGACUGCCCGUUUGAUGGAAGAAUUCACUUUAUAUUUCACAAGUAGAUGAUGUUUGAAAUGACAUCCUGUAGCGUUUGGGUUCGAUGGCGUUUCAGUGCUGUUGAGCUGCUCUGUUUUGAUUCUCCUCUCUGGAAUUUCUACCAGCGGUCUGUUUAAACUGCAAAUAGGCGUCCUUAAUAUUUUUUAUAAGCAGAGGAAGUGGGCGGGGUUAAGUCGUUAAACUCAACACAUUUUUCUUGGACUUGGCCAAAGAACAUCUUCUCAUUAUGAUGUUUGUACUGAACGUGUUUCCUUUGAUGUGGGAGAGGUGGAGUCCCAUCUUUGAGUUCCAUAUACCGGUUCAACGGGUCGUUGGUACCAUCAGUGAUUCUGUCCCCUGAUCUUGUCCAAAUAGGUGUGCAAUUCCUGCCCUGGUUGACGGUGUUAUUCAUGUUGACCUCAGUUCCUCCUGCAGGCACCGCUGAUACACAACACUGUUUUCAUCGUUUGUUUUGUCUAUCUUUAGAAAAAGAAAUCCACUUAAUUUAAGAUGGUCCCCUUUUAAAAAAAACGUUAUGCCCUGUACUAGCAGCAAGACACUGACAUGUUUUUAUCUAGUUUCACUCGUUCACUGUAUUGGUAGUGACUGAUGUAAAUUCACCCCAUGGGCGUCUCAUUCAGAUGAUUCUGCAUGCGUUUGUGUAUUACAAGGUGGAAUGUGUUCACACCCAUUGUUGUUAGAGAGCGAUCUAAAGUAAAGGCCCCUGGUGUGAUGAGAGGGUGAAAUUAGUUCAGUCUGCCUUGCUUCUGUGCCUUUUGCCUUGGGAGUUCACCGUGUAAUUCUUCAAUGUUUGGUGUGCUAAACAUUUUGUUCCCCCCGUUCACAUCAGAGUGCUAAAUUAGGACAACAAUCAAUGGCUGAAGUGGGCAGAAUGGUAGACUCCACCUAUUGAGGGAGACCUCACCCAGCGGUAAAUCACUGCCGCCGUUGAGCUCUGAUACGGCCGCUGGUCACCUGACACACUCGUAUCAGUGCCUAGUUCCCCACGCUUAAGAAGUUUACCUGUUUGUGAUCUGAUGCUGAAUCGUGUCCAUCUCCUGUUCCUGCAACGCCCGAAACGGCUUCUUAAUAUCAGCACUGUAAAUACUCUCUGAUCGCUUUAAGUAACUGCAGAGCCUUUUUAAAUGUAUCCAACGUAUGCAAGUACUUGUUUCAAUCUUAAAACUACUGUCGGUUUUGUACUGUAAGCAGAGUCUAUUAAAAAUAAAAUAUUUGACAAACUACUUCCAGAAUAUGAAGUCAAUGAGAAUAGCACGUUUCUGUUUAUAUAACGAUAUGUUUGCUGGAGGGGAGCCCAAUCCUCUUUACAUUAGCUUCGGAGUGGGUCGUUGGGGCCCGCCCCGUUAGAGAAAACUGUCAUCAGCACCAGAAAACAGCUGGAGAGGAGACCACCGCUGGUUGUGUACAUUACCGGCCGCCGGCGUGUUGGUUUGCUACAGGGUCAGCGCGUGGUGUGAUGCUCGGAGCGGUGCAGGUGAGCGGUGUUAGUCCCGAGGCCUUUAACCCCUCGGAGCAGUAGGCUGGCGGUGCUCCUGAGGCAGUUAACCCCUCCGUAACCAUGCGCUCCCGGCCCAUCAGAUAAAACCAAACACUGUUCUAGACUCUCUCUUUGUACAAACGCCGAU